This is a messenger RNA of Carassius gibelio (silver crucian carp), 1612 nucleotides long. RefSeq lists its product as uncharacterized. NCBI's taxonomy places the organism in Eukaryota, Metazoa, Chordata, Actinopteri, Cypriniformes, Cyprinidae. The transcript has 6 exons. The record is from RefSeq and is a predicted model, not a curated record. Bases 132 to 749 code for a protein of 205 amino acids.
ACUCUCACUAUAUAUGCUGUGGCCUUACGUCAGUUGUCACAUGAAGACAAGACACACGACCAUUUAACACGCAGAAAAAGACCGGUUUGAUCAACAGAAGCUCCCCAUUUGACAAAAAGUAAAAAGCUGGGAUGAAUCAUAAAAGUUUCAACGGCUUCUGUUUACUGCUCCUUUGGAGCCUUUACAAAAACUGCGAAACCUCCCCUAUAGUAUCCCCUAUAGAUGGGCAAAAAGGAGGCAACGUCACCCUGCCAUGUGAGUACGAAGGCAGUGAGAUUGCUGAUAUGAGUUUAAUCGGUGGGUCAGAAAGCAUCGGCGUCUGUCAGACUGAAGAGUGCAGCUGUAGAGUCUGUAAGAUAGGAGCCUGUGACGUCUUCAUCAAGGAUCUGAGCUUCAGGGACGCCGGGAAAUACACUUUGAGUGUCUAUCAUCAGACAGAGCUGGAGCCACACAUCAGGAUGUACCAGCUUCGUGUCGAUGGUGAGGUUUCUGUGAAAAUGGGCGAGGAGCUGGAGUUGGAUGUUCUGGUGUCAAACGCUGAUAAAGUGCAGCAUCAGAGCAGAAGAAGCACAGGUUGGAAGAAGAUCUGGAGCAGAACUGAUGGAGUUCAGAGCGAACGGAUCAACUUCAGAGAAGGAAACCUGAUCAUUAAUGAGUUUACAUUCAGAGACAAAGGAUCAUACGAAGUUCUGGACCCUGAUGGAAAGAUCUUGAUCAUGGUGAAAGUCAGAGCUGAAAAACUGAACUGACGGGAACUGAUGACACAAGACACGGAGCAAGUAAAACACACGGCAUCGAGAGCUUUACUAAUGUUUUAAAAGUAACAUAAGUAAUAUCUGUGCUCUCUUCCCAUGCAGGUUUCCUCCUUCGGUCUUAAGAAUAUCAGCCCCCCCUCCCCAAAAAAACAAAAAACCCUGUCUGUGGUUCUGGAUCUGUGCAGAUUCGCUUCCACAGCCAACAGAUCUGACUGAAAGUCAUACAGCGUUCAGUCAGCGCACAAUGUUACAGUGUUUCAGGGCACAUCACAAUAUGUAUUGGAUGCUGCUGUUUUGCACAUUGUAACAUAACUAUAUAACGACUGGACAGCACCUAUUAUUCCAUAUUGAAUAAUUGUGAUGUUCGGUCAAUGUGUUUGAUGUUUUAUAUUAUUUAAGGUUUUUAUACUGAAUAUAAUAUAAUUACACUGAACACUUUACAUGGUGUUUGAUAACAGGUCAAAUCAUGGCUGCGUUAUUAACCCUUUUUGCAAUGUAAAUCCGGCUCGGCUGCUGUUUCUUCAAUGGUCAAGUCCUCCGGUUAUAUUUGCUUUCGGUUAUCCAUAGCAGUGGACACCAGAUACGCUAGUUAUACUGCAAAUGGUAUCUGUUACAUUAUUAUCAUUUAUUGUUGUAGUCACUAAUAAAUAAAUAAUAAUGUACAGUCUGAAUGCACUGUAAGUCGCUUCGGAUAAAAGUGUAUGCUGAAUGCAUAAAUGCUAAUGUAAUUACUGUAUAAACAUACUGGUUUGUACGGUUUACUGCAUUUUGGUAUUCUUCUAGUUAUUUACCUAAAAGUUGCACACAUUCGCACAAAACUGUGUAAUGCUGCAAAGUAAGGUGAAUAAAAGCGAAAA